Messenger RNA from Toxoplasma gondii ME49, 2364 nucleotides. RefSeq lists its product as hypothetical. The record is from RefSeq and is a predicted model, not a curated record. Bases 514 to 1809 code for a protein of 431 amino acids. The transcript has 2 exons. Lineage: Eukaryota; Apicomplexa; Conoidasida; Eucoccidiorida; Sarcocystidae.
CACAUGCAAAGGAUUGAAUGAGUGUGUUUUCAACUCUGACAAUUGUGUGUCAUACUAGAAAACUCUACGAAUGACGUGAUGAAACCGGUCUCAUCAAUAAUCGAAGCUCAAAAUCUUGUAUCCAUCUCGAUGUGUAUCUCUCUCCGUUUGUGAAUAUACAGAUGCAUGCGUACAUGAACAUACGUAUAUGCUCAGGCAGAUAAAAUACGAAACUUGCAUGCCAACGAGGGGUCCCACUACAGAGAUUUUCCGUCUGAGAAUAUCGAAGCCCCCAGUUCUGGUUGAAGAACACACGAUCAGCGUCCACCAGGGAGCCGUAGAAAUAAGGACAGCAAGCGCAGUCGUGUUGUCCAUUUUCUUGUUGGGGUGCAGAAAAUCGCGUAUUCGCAGGAGCUUGGCUCUUCCUGUUUUUCUGUUCUCUUCCUGUUCCCCACCUCCCUCCUCAGCACUAUCCUAUUUACCCGUGACUGCUUUCUUUCGCAGGUACACGCAGCUUUCGCGCACGCUGGUCAUAUGUUUUCUCUCCUUCUUUGCUCGCGUUUCUUUUCCCGCUCUCACGCGUUCCUGUCUGUCAUUUUCUGCUGCUCACGUAAAGUCUUAGAUAUGGAUACCCCAGGAACCCUAUCCAGGAGUAACGAGAAGGAACUCCGCGACAGCUCUGCCUCUUGCGGGUGCUUGUCCGCCGAGGCUUUUGAACACUUCCGAAUACGGGAGCAACAACUCCUCCAACUAAAUGAGGAACUGGAACGAAGGAAACACCAAUCUCUGCACGAUGCAGAAGAGCAAGUCAGAGAACUGAAAUCUUUGGCGACAGGCGCGCCCUCGAAAACGAUCUCGCUCCGACCGAAGUCUGCAGUUGCGUGCCAAAGACAACAAUCCACAGAGGGAAUUUCGGGCGAGAGAAGCCCGGUAUCUCUUUCGGGGAAGCCUGCAGAUGGAGUAACCGAACUGCGAGCGCAGAGCGCCUGCUCUCGUCCAUCUGCGUCGCUAAAAAGAUAUGGACAGGAACAUCCGUCUGUUACAGAGGUAACGGGGUCGCCGACAAAGAAAGUUCACCUGAGGGAAAGUGUACUGAGGGAUCCUUACGCUUCGGGACAGCAUGGAGCGACAGUUGAAGAAGAGUACAAGCGACUCGUUCAACAAGGGAGCAGCGCUAUCGGCAAUGGUUUGGGUGGCGACCACCUCGAGAGUUUAACUGCGACAGUGCGACUGCAAAAGAGCCGACUUCUUACACUUCAAGAAGAGCUCGAAUCAAGAGCCAAGGAAAUCCAGACCUACGAACAAGAUCUGCAUUCGUCGCAGAAUCAUUCACGGUUCCUCACUGACGAAAAUGAAAAGCUCAAGCGAAAAAUCAACCAGCUCAUCUCCCAAGGAGAAAAAAACAAAGCGAGUCACGCUGAGCUAAGCUCGAAGGUCGACGCACUGGAAAGGCUCCUUGCUGACUCACGAGCUGAAAACGACAGAUUAACAACAGCAGCGAAAAAGACUGCUGCUGAAUUGAACAGUAAAGAGGCUCGCGUAACCCAUCUAACAAAAGAACUCGAGAGAACGAAAGAGCAGCUCAAUGAGUGGAGAAGCAGCAGCAAAGACCGAUCGUCGGAUUUGAAGCAAAUGGAGAAGCUGGCGGCGGAAAACAAAAAACUUGAGAACCAGAGAAACGAGUUGGUCUUGGGUUUCAAAAGACAGAUGAAACUUAUCGAUAUCCUGAAGAAGCAAAAGGCACACAUGGAGGCUGCGCGCCUUCUCAGCUUCACUGAGGAUGAAUUCCUCAAAAUUCUGCAAGCUGACGAAAGGAACGGAGCAUUGUGAGUAGUGUGUCCUUUCUGUCUGUGAGGUAAAGGAGAUGGAAAUACGCGUGGUCAAAUCGGACCGCCCAGUCGAGUUUUCCUUGUGUUGAAAACCGAAAACGAGUUUUCCACGCCGAUCUGAAGACUCAGACCCGUGUCUGGUUAUUGUCAGCAUUAUAAGCCCGUGAAAUGCUUAUAUCGAUAUGACUACAGCUGUACAUUCAUACGUGGGAUACUGCUGCUUUGAGUGGACAAGUGCUGCGUGUAUGUCAGCCUCUCUCUUUCGUCGAAGCUUCGUAUCCGCUGAUUUACAGCAAAGAAAAAACUGAAGAACGCCGUCUUACAGGACGAGCAACAGUUUCUCUCUUGCUCGGCUCGCUGUAUUCCCAACCAGGGUUGUGUUCGGUUCUUUUUUGGGUCCUCCAGUAGUUGUUGAACGCAGCGAAUCGCCAGCAUCUCAACAGUAGUUUUAGCCAACUAGAUUCCUUACGCCUCCUCCCGCUCCUCUGCCAUUUUUGCAGGAAAAACAUUGAACGCAGGAUGUUCACAAAACCGACGACCGCACAAAAACAUAAGC